AUGGUCCUCUCCUUCAUCCUGAUACAGAACCGGCAUCCACUGACACCUCUCCCAGNNGACGAAGAGAAAGUCAAGCUAAAAGGCGAGAUCCACCGCCUCGUCGCCCCCGCGACCAAAAACNACCAAUCCAACUUUGUCGAAUUCCGCGGCAGCUCCAAAAUCGUCUACCGUCGCUAUGCCGGCCUCUUCUUUUGCGCCUGCGUAGAUGCAAACGACAAUGAAUUGGCAUAUCUAGAAGCCAUUCAUUUCUUCGUCGAAGUGCUGGAUCAGUUCUUUGGAAAUGUGUGCGAGUUGGAUUUGGUGUUUAACUUUUACAAGGUGAGGACAGNNGUGUACGCUAUCCUGGACGAAGUCUUUCUGGCUGGAGAGAUUGAAGAGACGAGUAAACAGGUCGUGUUGACGAGGCUGGAGCAUUUGGACAAGCUUGAGUGA
Messenger RNA from Aureobasidium uvarum, 432 nucleotides. Lineage: Eukaryota; Fungi; Ascomycota; Dothideomycetes; Dothideales; Saccotheciaceae. The record is from the annotation of a GenBank genome assembly.